AUGGAGACUGCCACGAAGAAGACGGCCCGCGGUGCCAACGGCAGUGGCCGGACGCGCGCGUAUUAUGGCUACUCGCGUAAUGGCUGUUCCAGAUGCAAACAGCAGAGGCUACGUUGGUCUGCGAAACAUGAGGUCUUCCGGGCCGAGCCAGGUCAGAAGAAGCAGCAGGCUCGGCGCAAGCAGGCCCAGAAGUCCGAUGCGCCGGCCGCUGCAGCUCCCGCGCCCGCCCCGAUACCCGCGCAACAGGAACUCCACGCUCCUACGCAGACGCACGAUCUCGCAAGCUCUCCCCGACAACAAGCACAGCGACAGAUCACAACCCCUCGAUCGCAACACAGUCCCUCCUCGGCAGACGGCGCCCAGCAGCAUCCUCUCCCCUCGCCAAUGGGAACCGGCACGAAUACGACGACCCCAACGACGCAGUUCGCCUCUAGCGUCGGCAGCCCGGAGCCUGAGAUGACCAUGCCCCAUUCUGUCCCCUUCAACAGCAACCUUUCGAGUAACCCACGAAACGUGGCUUGGGCCAACCUUUUCGACCACAUUCCAGUGCCGAUCCAUGAGUUCCCCGAAAUAUAUAUGGGCAUCAACAACCCCUUAUUUGCAGCCCAGAAGGCACUGGAUGGCGAUGCGAUGCUCCAUAGCAAUCUUAUGGUAACCGCUGGGCUUGAUGGAUCAUGGACUGGCGGGUUCCCGAGUGGCACGAGCAUGGCCAUGCCAAGCAUAAUGUCUACGGCACAGCAGAGCAGCACAGCUCCGUCUACGUUACCAACCGAAAACGGCGAUGAUGUGGAGUACAUUUCGAGAACGGAUGGAUUUCCGCACCGGGUAUCGACUGAGUCACCUCCGGAUAACCUUACGUCCGCGCCCAGCGAUGGACUCGAUGGACUCCUUCGGGGAAGGUGGCCGCAUCUUCCGAGCCACACCAGUUUAGCCCUCGAUACUACCACGCGGCCUUCCUACCAGGUAGAAAGCCGGUCCGACAGUGAGGUAGACGAAAACGUGAGUGAGGUGAUUUUUGGCCACGCAUCACCGGCUUCAGAGGCGCUGCAGCUGGCCCCCGUUCAGGGUUGCCAAAGCAGCCCGUCCCUCUCGAUCACUUCUUUGAACGAUAUUAGCACUGUGCUUGUUGAAUUCUACUUCAAGGUGACGGCACAGGUAUACUCGUGCUACGAUAGCCGCAUGAACCCUUUCCGUUCGGCUGUCGUGCGCACUUGGAACUCGUCGAGAAUCAUUUAUUGCACCCUCCAAAGCAUGGCAGCAGCGUCUCUUGUACGUGAUUUCCCAGAGGUUGCGUCGAUCGGCCGCCAACUGCGCCAAGAAGCUGCCGAGCUGCUAGCCAAGACAACCGAGUGGGACGCCAACUCGAUGCUUGCGAUUCUCAUGCUGGGUGGUACAUCCAGCUGGCAUGACCCUCAAGAUCUCGGUCUGCCGUUUUUCAACCAGAUUGCCGCGUGUCUUUCCACUAUGCCAGCCUCGACGUUUGGCGAGGCCGGCGGUGACCGCAGCUUCCGCUUCUUCCGCGAGUCGAUGCUGUACUGGGAAAUGCUUCUUGCGUUUGUCACAGACGACGACACCAUAUCGACGGUCCCCGACGAACGCCCAGAUUCGUCAGAACGGCAUUUCGGUCCCCAAUCCAUCCCCGGACCUCGUGUGCCCCAUCCCUGGACGGGUUUCUGUGCGGAGACUCAGCUGGCAGUUCUAAAGGUCGGCCGCUUGAUCCGGCGGCAACGCAAAUUCAAUUACGCGCAUCGCUUCGCCUCCAUGGCGCACAUCAACCAGCUCAAGAAGGAUAUGGCGACCGCAAGAGAGCUGGAGGAGCGCCUUGUGAACAUUUCACAUCCGACAGAGCAAUCGGUCAAGGACACGGAAGACCGCAACACACCCGUGUGGCACCUGCUCACGUUGGCUGAGAUCAUUCGGAACACGGGUCUUGUCCAGAUCUACCACGUCUUCCCCGACCUGUUGUCGGCCCGCCUACGACGGGAACGGCGAGGUGCCAACGGCGACUACGCCCACCUGGGCACGUCGUUCCAGGACGACAACGGCGCAGCGGACGAGCCCGCGAUUACACACGAGGAGCGCGUCAAGUGGCUCACGUCGUACACACUGCGCAGUCUGGAAAUGAUGAAGACGAUACCCAUCGAGUCGGGUACCCGCGACUUCCAGCCGUUUUUGCUCGUCGCUCUGUCGAGCGAACUGCGCAUCACAAAGAAGCGACGGCCCGGCGGCGCCGUCCCCAGCACAGUGGGCGGCAUGGGCGGCGCUAGCCUGCCGCUGCACGCGCUGCUCAACCUGGACAUGGAGACUGUGGAGGUGACGCGGGCGCGCGGUUUUAUUGAGAGCCGGUUGAAUGCCUUCUUGCACGUGCUGCCGCCGAAACCGAUCCAGGCCUGCCUUAACAUUGUCAAGCAGACAUGGGUGGAAAUGGACCAGCAGGCGGAGGCGCGGGCCAAGUGCGUCGCCGGAGGGGGAUUGGGGAUGGAGGGCGAAGCGGAUGUGUACUGGAUGGAUGUGAUGAUCCAGAACGGCUGGGAGACAAUUAUGGCAUAG
This is a messenger RNA of Sporothrix brasiliensis 5110, 2550 nucleotides long. RefSeq names its product c6 zinc finger domain containing protein. Gene Ontology annotation, molecular function: transcription cis-regulatory region binding; DNA-binding transcription factor activity. Gene Ontology annotation, cellular component: nucleus. Gene Ontology annotation, biological process: positive regulation of transcription by RNA polymerase II. The record is from RefSeq and is a predicted model, not a curated record. The transcript has 2 exons. NCBI's taxonomy places the organism in Eukaryota, Fungi, Ascomycota, Sordariomycetes, Ophiostomatales, Ophiostomataceae. The coding region runs from base 1 to 2550 and encodes 849 amino acids.